AUGGGUUCCAACAAAUCCAAAACGAAUGAUGGCAAAAAGUUGGAUCAAGGCUCCACUAAAAAAAAUAAAUCGGUUUUUGGUGCUGGCGUCCAUGUUGGGCGUACCGGUAAUGUAGACCUGGCGGGUCGUAACAUGAAUUUCUUAGGAACCAAAAUUGUUAACAUGAUUAACAACGACGAGCUCCACCGAACGGCCACCUCAUUAACCUUGUCCCACAACAAACUCUAUACCAUCGGAAAGGAGAUAGCGUUCUUGCCGAAUAUUCGAGAAAUAUACAUUGAUGACAACAAAUUCGAGCGUCUGCCGAAGGCGAUCCACGUUUUACAGCGGCUCUGGAAGAUCGACGCGAGCGUGAACGCGCUGGACCACAACAGCGGGUUUGAGGUGCUGCCCAGCCUGGCCGCCUUGCGGUCCCUGACGUUGUGCAAGUGCAAUCUCACCCGAGUCCCCGGCCCUCUUUUUAAGUGCAAAUUCCUCGAGGAGCUCGACCUCUCCGACAACCCGGCCAUCCACCUCCCUGAAGGUCCCUUCGCGUCGUUGGAGAAGCUGAUGGUGUUGCGGAUCGCGAACUGCGGCAUCAAAGGCGGCGCCCUUCCCGACAACAUCAAACGCAUAACAACCUUGCUGACGCUCGAUAUCUCCGCGAAUCAAUUUAGCAGCUUUGAGGAGACCUUUUUUGGGAUGACGAUCCCCCAAACACUCCAAAGUUUGCAUCUGCGGGAGAUGGGCCUGGAGUCCAUCCCGCAGGUUAUUGUGAAGCUUAAGAAUUUGGAAUAUUUGGACCUCGCGUUGAACCCGAUCACGUCCUUGGAUGUGCUCGCCGGUCGGUUAGUCCGACAGCCCCCCACCCCGAUCGGGAACAUCCACACGUCGCGCUCGUCGGAGGUGCCGGUGGAUUUCGAGGCAACCUACCACCCAGCCUCCAACUCGCUCGAUUUGGAGGAGGAGAACGCGAAAAAAAAUCUCAACCUCAGCGCGAGCAACUUUUCCGCGGCGAUCGCCGCGGCCGACCCCGCCGGGGGGAGGUCCGGAAGGGAAAAAGACGCCGCGUUGGAGGGGAACUCGAACGCCGGGGAUGAUCAUGGCAGCAUUAGCAGUCAUCUGAGUAUCAGCAAAUUCAGCAAGGCCGGGAUGAUCGCCAACGUGGCGCUGCCGAUCUUGAUCAAGAAGCUCUCGCUACGGAACUGCGGCCUGCGCACCGCCCCGAAGUACUUUCACAAGCUGACGAAUCUGGAGGAACUCGAUCUGUCGGAAAACUACAAUCUCGAGGAUCCGAACAUGACGCUCUUUUCGCUUCAGAAUUUGCGGGUCUUGAACAUCGUCGGAUGCCCCUUUGCGGAUAACCGCUGCAAGACCAAAAAUGAAUGGUUCGAUAUCGCGAAGCUACGCAAUCUGGAAAACAUUCAGUGGGAGUUGUGGAUGGGUAAUCACAACCUAAGCCCAUAUCGUACUCGAAUUCCCAUUGAAAUAUGUGGCUUGCCGUUGAAAACGAUUAAUCAGAUCAAGCUGCGAAGCGAUCUUUUUGUUGGCGAUACUAUCAAGACAACCAUUAACCUCCUGCGCGAUGCGUACUUCAAAGUGGACUUUUCCGUAGAAGACAAUGUUGUGGAUUCAUACAUGGAGGCGAUUCACACUUUUACCCAAGCGAGGGCGUUUUUUUUCCAAAAGAGAUCUCGUUAA
This is a messenger RNA of Phytomonas sp. Hart1, 1680 nucleotides long. Lineage: Eukaryota; Euglenozoa; Kinetoplastea; Trypanosomatida; Trypanosomatidae. The record is from the annotation of a GenBank genome assembly.